This is a messenger RNA of Aureobasidium namibiae CBS 147.97, 3567 nucleotides long. RefSeq lists its product as uncharacterized. Gene Ontology annotation, biological process: nucleoside metabolic process. NCBI's taxonomy places the organism in Eukaryota, Fungi, Ascomycota, Dothideomycetes, Dothideales, Saccotheciaceae. The transcript has 3 exons. Gene Ontology annotation, molecular function: protein binding; catalytic activity. Bases 1 to 3567 code for a protein of 1188 amino acids. The record is from RefSeq and is a predicted model, not a curated record.
AUGCCGGACCCCGAGGAAUACACCAUCGGUUGGAUAUGUGCCUUGCCGACAGAGCACACUGCAGCAUGCCUUUUCCUCGAUGAAGAACAUGGUCAGCCAGACCCAGAUCAUAUUGCUGCAGGCGACAACAAUGCCUACGAGCUCGGUGUGAUGGCAGGCCACAAGGUUGUCAUCGCCGUACUGCCCCAUGGAGAAUAUGGCACAUCUACCGCGGCCACAGUCGUCACGGACAUGCUUCGUAGCUUCACGAAUGUCAAAGUUGGAUUGAUGGUGGGAGUGGGUGGCGGCGCUCCAACCUCCGACAAUGAUAUCCGGCUGGGCGAUGUCGUUGUCAGUAGCCCCAAAGAUGGCAAUGGCGGCGUAUACCAGUACGACUAUGGCAAAAGAAUUCAAGGCCAUGAUUUCAAACCCACUGGCCAUCUCAAUCAACCACCAUCAGCAGUGCUCACUGCCAUGGCUUUGCUAGUAAGCAGGUACGAGAGGAAGGGAAAUCAGAUCGGCCAAGCAGUAGACGAGAUUCUCGAGGAGAAUCCCAGACUUAGGACGAAGUACGGUCGUCCAGAAGUCGAUAUUCUCUACGCCUCGAACUUCGUACACCCCCAUGGCGACGACAGACGGAAUUGCGAAGAAUACUGUGAGACAAAGCCACCCAACAUCGUCAACCGACUCCCAAGAGAUGAAGACCAGGAUGACCCAGCCGUUCAUUUCGGUACCAUCGCUUCUGGCAACUCUCUGAUGAAGGACGCACUAAUCAGAGAUUCUCUCGCAAGCGAAGGCGUCUUGUGUUUUGAGAUGGAAGCAGCCGGGCUUGCAAAUCGUUUCCCUUGUCUUGUUGUUCGUGGCAUCUGUGAUUACAGCGAUUCGCAUAAGAACAAGAGAUGGCAAGGAUAUGCCGCGAUGACUGCCGCUGCCUACGCAAAGGAUCUCCUCAAGGUCAUGCUGCCUCGAAGGGUGGAGAGUGAGAAGCGACUUACCGCUGUCCUCGAAAGCCUUGAUAGCAAGACCGCAUCCAUUCAGACCAUCCUCCAGAGCACUCAGCAGCAGCAGCAAGCACAACAUCUCCGCACAUGGCUGUCACCUUCGGAUCCUUCAGUCAAUCUUGAAAAAGCCUUGAAACAACGCCAUCAGAACACCUGUCGAUGGUUGCUUGAUGAUGAUGGAUAUCGUUCCUGGCGAACGACUCCAAGUUCAUUCUUCUGGUUACACGGCUUGUCUGGUUGUGGUAAGACCGUUCUCGCCUCAGCUGCCAUACACCAACUACAAUCAGAAGGUUCCAGUAGCCUGGUUGCCUUUCACUACUUCGACGUUAACGGCGGAGACAGACGUGGUCUCUCUCAGAUGUUGCGCUCUCUGCUCUAUCAACUCUCUUCUAAACAUCCGCAGGCGAGGCAGACCCUGCAAGAGUUAUACUAUGACUGUGAUAAAGGCGCCAGAAAGCCAACUGCAAGACAGCUUUCUGAGCAAUUUGUGAAGAUCUUGGAUCAAGUCGCCGAAGUCAUAGUCAUCGUCGAUGCUCUUGAUGAAUGCAAUUCUCCGGACGAUGUCGUUUCGUGGCUCAAAGAGCUUUAUCAGACAGAUCGUAAGGGCUUGCAUUUGCUCGUGACAUCUCGUAAACAAGGUAUACUGAACACAACCAUUGAAAAGUGGCACGAGCAAGAUCAGCUCCAUGCCGUCCGGAGUAGUGAGACGAACAAGGAUAUUGCAAAUUACAUCCAUGCAAGGCUAUCCGGAAGCGAGGAAUUCGAGAGAUGGAAUCCCCACAAAGACUUGCGGGAGCAUGUGGAAAAAGCGGUCUUACAGCGAGCGAACGGCAUGUUUAGGCUGGCGGCAUGUCAGCUAGAUGAUUUGAAGAGCUGCAUAGAUCGCCCCCAGCUGAUGGAAGCUCUGCGCACCCUACCCACGACGCUGCAGGAAAUUUACGCACGAACUUUGGAUACACUACGAAGCAGUAAUUGCUAUCGAGAGGGUUUGCUCAUGCUGCAAUAUGUCCUAUGGGCAAAGAAGCCGCCACUAUUUUCGGAAAUGAUUGACGCCAUCGCUGUUCGUCUAGAAGACAAUCCUGGGUUCAAGCAGGAGAACAGGCUGUUCGACCUAAUGGACGUGAUAACACAAUGUUCGAGCCUGCUGACACCAAUCAUGUCGGAAUCUGGGCGGGAACUCCAUCUCGCCCAUUCUUCUGUGAAAGAAUACCUCACGUCCCAGCACUUAGCCGAGCCUUUCAGAGAACUUCUCUCAGAAGUUCACGGAAGAUCUAUCAUUGCGAAAAUCAGCAUCAGGUACAUGAUUGAUGUGGUCAAUCUCCACAAUAACCCGAAAAUGUCUUCGGGCGAAUCAACAAGGAGUUUAUUUUUGCUUGAAUCCUCUGGAGUGGUACCAUCGGAAGAUUCUUUCGGCCGACUACUUGUUGGGCAUCGAGCAGAUAAUCACCUAGUUGCCAUCAUAGGCGAGGGAGCAUUCCCGUUCAUAUGGUCUGCUGGGUAUUGGGCGGAACAUGCCCGAUUCAUUGAAGCUGCCAAUGAUGACAUACCACGACUCAUCAUACAGCUCUACAAGCAAGAGCAUCUUCUGCGCGGCUUCCCACAAAUCCUUGGAUUGGGAUUCAUAUAUGACCACCGCGAGUACGGAUACAUACGUGAUUUGUAUACUGAAGUUGGACGCAGGCCCAGUCCCCUCAUUCAUGCUUGCUAUUGGGGUCUAGAAAUUGUAGCACGGCGUCUCCUGGAAUCCGAUGCUCACCUUCUCACGUCGAGUAGCGUUGACAGCCCUCUUCAUGCUGCUUCAUUCUCUGGGCACCACAGUAUCGUCAAAAUGCUUCUAGGCAGAGGUGCGGCCGUCGAUGGCGGUAUGGGGACCUUGCUGUCAACUACAACGGUUCCGCUUCAUGGAGCCUCGCAAAACGGCCAUGUCGAAGUCGUCAAAACUCUACUACAGCAUGGAGCCAGAGUAGACAUCAUUGGAUCCAAGAAUGAGACCGCGCUUGAGCUCGCCGUACGCAAUCACCAUCUGAACGUCAUAAAACUUCCCAUGGACUAUUAUGAUUGCUUACCGUUCUAUUUACUCUUUGUGGCACUGUCUCAGACGCCCGUAGAAGAGAAAGUGAUCGAUUUACUGUGCAGCAAGGUCAUCAUGCCCGGCGCUCGAAAAGUGGUGUCGUCACUGUGCAAUGAACCCAUUGUGACUGCCUCUCGAAUCAACAGCCGGGAGUUCGAAUGGCUGCUGAGUAGUCUCAUCACACGCGGACAGUUGGCUUAUGCGAGGAUACUGUUGGAAAACUGGAUCCAUAUACCCAAUACCUGUAUCAGACGUCAUUACCACUGGCCUGAGCCGCCAAAGCAAGAACAUCUACAGCUUGCGAGAAUCAUGCUCGACAGAGGGUGGAUGCUCUCGGAUGAUAUAGUCUCACGCGUCAAACUAUCCGAUGAGAAGGAGGAAUCUCGAAAAACCCCGAGAAACGCCCUAGGCUCGAGUAGCAUUGAAUCAGCUGAUGGUUGUGAUUGCCCCGGCAGCUGUCAAGAGUCAACAUCCCUGAAGAGAUUUUUGUCAGUUCCUGGGCCCUAUGGGCCCUAG